UACUACGCUGCUUUAUGAUUUCAAUGCGACCACAGUCACGCUCAAGCAAUGGUGGCUUGCUCAUGAUACUAUAACUCUGCUGGCAUGUCCGAGUCAUCGGGUUACAGAGCAGACAGUUCGGGAGAUGGAAAGGAGAAGAAGAAUCCGAUCAAGCGAAAUGCCUUCGCGGAGCUAAUGUCCACGAAGAGCAAGCAGCGCAAAUCCACAUCCACAUCCACCAAAACCGAUACCACCACCACCACAAUCACCUCAAAACGAAGAGCCAUCGGGGGUCCCCGCGACGGACUCGGCGCCUACAUCGCCAACCCAACCGCCUACCCCUCCAGCACCGUGAUCUACCACAACGACGACUUCGUCGCGGUUCGCGACCUCUUCCCCAAAUCCACGCUGCACCUGCUGCUGCUGCCCCGCGACCCCACCAAGACCCGCCUGCACCCGUUCAACGCCCUCUCUGACGAGGCGUUUUUGGACAAGGUGCGGGCGGAGACGCACCGGCUGCGCGCGCUGGCCGCGGGCGAGCUGCGCCGCCUGCACGGGCAGUUCUCGGCGCAGGAGGCGGCGCGGCGGGCGGCGCUGGACCGCAACCCCCCGCCGGAGGAGCUGCCGCGCGGGCGCGACUGGGAGCGCGAGCUCAUGUGUGGAAUCCACGCGCAUCCGUCCAUGAACCAUCUGCACAUCCAUGUCAUCUCCGUGGACCGGUACAGCGACCGGCUGAAGCAUCGGAAGCACUACAAUAGUUUCUCUACGCCAUUCUUCGUGCCCAUCGACGACUUUCCGCUGGCGGAGGAUGAUCCCCGGCGCAGGCCAGAUGAGAUGGGGUAUCUGCGACGGGACUUUGUCUGUUGGCGCUGUGGGCAGGGGUUUGGGAAUCGGUUCACGGAGCUCAAGGCGCACCUCGCGGAGGAGUUCGACGCUUGGAGGCAGUUAUAAUAGAAGGUCCACAGUGGACACGUGGAGAUGGUAAAAGGUUUGGGUUCAAGGACCAAGGGCGUGGUACCCCUUGUGUAACUUCAUUAUUCGAUCCUUGAGUGUUUCUAAUGGAACCCUGAAGCCUAAAUUGCAAAAGCUCCAUUUGCCUAAGUCAAAUGUGGACAUAAAUGUACACGCAAAAUGAAAAAACAGGAC
This is a messenger RNA of Aspergillus uvarum CBS 121591, 1125 nucleotides long. RefSeq names its product DNA 5'-adenosine monophosphate hydrolase. The transcript is spliced from 2 exons. Gene Ontology annotation, cellular component: nucleus. The record is from RefSeq and is a predicted model, not a curated record. The coding region runs from base 85 to 930 and encodes 281 amino acids. NCBI's taxonomy places the organism in Eukaryota, Fungi, Ascomycota, Eurotiomycetes, Eurotiales, Aspergillaceae. Gene Ontology annotation, molecular function: single-stranded DNA binding; single-strand break-containing DNA binding; double-stranded RNA binding. Gene Ontology annotation, biological process: single strand break repair; double-strand break repair.